This is a messenger RNA of Pyricularia grisea, 1858 nucleotides long. RefSeq lists its product as uncharacterized. Lineage: Eukaryota; Fungi; Ascomycota; Sordariomycetes; Magnaporthales; Pyriculariaceae. The record is from RefSeq and is a predicted model, not a curated record. The coding region runs from base 1 to 1380 and encodes 459 amino acids. The transcript has 3 exons.
AUGGUGUCCAUGGGUACAGAUGGUGCAGUUGGUAACUGCGAUAGCGAUGGCGACUCUCUGUUUGGCGGAGGCGAAGCAGACUUUUUUGACUCUGCAUCGCUGUUUGGUGAUGGCGACGACGAUGGCAAUGGCUCAAACUCCCCUUUUAUGGAGGCGACCUUGCCACCAUCACCGCCUGCUUCCUGCAGCAGCAGUACUUUCACCGGUCUAGCGCUGCCAGCUCCUCCAAAACCACCGGCACUCCUUCUGCCACCACGAUCAACGUUGGUGCUGCCCAGCCCUUCACCAGUCACUUUAUCCCAGCCAGAACUGAAUCUGGAGAAUGUGCCACAAACCCCACCAUUCUCUCAAGAACCCGCAUCAUCUCUUGUGAGCGCUGAAACGCAACGUCCUGAGCUGCAGCAUACUUUCCCAACACCACCCUGCGAAGGCGCGCAAGCUCAAGGACAAUUAGACGUUAGUACCCACAGCUUCACGCUGACAGACGAUUUCCAAAUAUCUUGGGACUCGGAACUUAUCUGGCCAGACUGGGCAGAUUUUACUCAGGAAGAUCUCGCAAUUGACUUUUCAUUACCUGAACCAGACUUCGUUCGUGACGCUCAAGCAUGUCCGGACAUACUGCAGAACUGGGACUUCAACCUAGAGCUCGAUUCAUUUCAGGAUCAGGAUCUAGGAGCGCCUCAAUACACGCUCCCGUCAGACAUCCCACCUGUGGAACCCCCAGGCGAUGUUGACAUACGUUCGGAGAACUGCAUGCCUCGCCGAAUAGACGGCCCUGACGAUGACCCUGAGAGGCUUGUUGAGUUCAUCCCGGCAUUUACUGCCAAGACUACGAAAGAGCAAGUCGUUCAGUCGCUUGGCCUGCGUCGCUUGCACCACACAGCUCUGAUGCGGGAGCUGAGAGAUUUCCUGUCUGACCCUGUCAAUGCGCAACAUAGGCAGGAGUUGGAAUCCCUGCAGCAAGAGGUUAUGAAGAAGGCAUUCAUCAGGCUUUCACUCAAGUUCCUCCAGCGCAAUCUUAAUAGUCAAGAAUCCCGGGCUCUUCAGUGGUUCGGUCUUGCCUCUGUUCCUCAUCGGGCACCUAAAUCACCUAUCUGGCCAGACGAUUCUUCGGAGAUCGUAUGUUGUGUCACGGUGCUUCUAUACCAGACCUUUAAAAACUCGAAGCAAAAAGCUCGAGCGGCCAUCACCAGACAACAAAAGAAAAAUUUGAGAAAAGAUCAAGUCACCGAGGAAUUGCCCGCUGAAGUAGACCAACCCCCUGCGAAGAGGCAACAAAUACAUGGCCCCGCGGCAACUGGGGUGGUGGCCUCUCUUGAUCCUGAAAUACCGGUCAACAAUCUUGCGCAAGAACCUCAGAUAGUCAUCUGUCUCGACUAAUUUGAAGUCAUUCGAUUUACUACUCCGGAAGCAUUCGAGAGAUUAGCCAGGCUGGUUCGAGGCUAUUGGUCGAUGCCACUUAUGGAGCGAGGUUUAUUUACUUCGUCCCUUGAUUAUCACAGCUUUUCCUGGCCAUUAGCAAGAUGCGCCAUAUAGGCUUUAGCAAGCUUCUGGCUCUCAUGACCCUACGUAUUGCGGGGCUGCAAAGGGAUCGAUUUAUGUUGUAGCGCCGGAAGGGGUUCGGGUAUUGAGCUCUAGUCAUGGUUGCCAUCGGGCGGCCUGCUAGGUUUUUAAAUAACGAGGUCUCGGUGAUACGAUGAGGCGCAUACCAAGAGAUGCUGCAACAGCACUCUCGGCGCGAAGUAGUUUCUUUGGAAUCCUUUGUGGAAAUCAUGAUAGUUAAAUUCAUUAGUUGUACUGGCAGGUGGCCUUUUUGUGGAAACAGUCAACUUGUUCUUAUGCCACAGCUGGAGCUGAG